Molecule: messenger RNA, 270 nt
Organism: Knipowitschia caucasica
Lineage: Eukaryota; Metazoa; Chordata; Actinopteri; Gobiiformes; Gobiidae
Source: the annotation of a GenBank genome assembly
AUGGAGUGGGUGGUGGGGUGGGGGGUGGGUGAGGGGGGGGGGGUGGGGGGGGUGGGGGGGGGAGGGUUGUUUGGGGGAAUUAUUGGGAAUGAUUUUGUGGUGGGUUUUGUUGGGGGGGGUAUGGGGUUUGUUAUUGGGGUAGUUUUGUGUGUUGGUAAGAUGAUGGUGGGUGGUGGUGUGGGGGUGUGGGUGGUGUGUUAUAGGGAGGAGGAUGUUAGGGUGGAUGAUAUGGUUGGGUGGGGAGUGUUUUUUAGAGGUAUGGUGUGGUGA